Molecule: messenger RNA, 2448 nt
Organism: Salvia splendens (bonfire salvia)
Lineage: Eukaryota; Viridiplantae; Streptophyta; Magnoliopsida; Lamiales; Lamiaceae
Product: cation/H(+) antiporter 15
Exons: 3
Coding region: 1-2448 (815 amino acids)
Biological process (GO): regulation of pH; proton transmembrane transport
Cellular component (GO): membrane; endomembrane system
Molecular function (GO): antiporter activity
Source: RefSeq, a predicted model, not a curated record
AUGGCUGAGUCUGCGAACCAAACGGAGGGGGUGAUAGUAUGCUAUGCUCCAACGAUGAUCACAACCAACGGGAUUUGGCAAGGCGAUAACCCUCUCGACUAUUCCCUGCCCCUCUUCGUCUUGCAGCUAACCCUCGUCGUUGUCACCACCCGUAUCCUCGUCUUCGCCCUCAAGCCCCUCCGACAGCCCCAUGUCAUCUCCGAAAUUCUUGGCGGGAUAAUCUUGGGGCCGUCCGUGCUGGGAAGGAACAAGAAGUUCGCGAGCACGAUUUUCCCCCUAAGGAGCGUGUUGGUUCUCGAAACCAUCGCAAAUGUCGGGCUUCUCUACUUCCUCUUCUUGGUUGGAGUGGAAAUGGACAUCACCUUGAUAAAACGCACCGGGAAGAAGGCUGUGGUGAUCGCGAUUGCAGGCAUGAUCCUCCCUUUUCUGAUAGGAGUGUUCUUCGCCUUCGUCCUGCAUGAGAAGUCCGGAUUUGUGAGGCUAGGGACGUUGAUACUCUUUCUUGGAGUCUCCUUGUCUGUCACCUCUUUCUCUGUCCUCGCUCGUAUCCUCGCAGAGCUUAAGCUUCUGAACUCGGAUAUGGGGAGGCUGGCCAUGUCAUCCGCUCUCAUAAACGACAUGUGUGCUUGGGUUCUGCUAGCCGUUGCCAUUGCUUUGGCUGCGAACCAGGACACGUCUCUGACUUCACUGUGGGUUAUUCUUUCGAGUUUGGUGUUUGUGGUUUUUUGUGUGUAUGUUGUGAGGCCUGUCAUCUCAUGGGUGAUACAGAGGACGCCCGAGGGCGAAUCCGUGAAUGAGGUAUACAUCUGUCUUAUACUGACCGGAGUGAUGAUCUCGGCUUUCAUCACGGAUGCCCUUGGCACACACUCUGUUUUUGGAGCUUUUGUGUUUGGGUUAGUCAUCCCAAAUGGCCCUUUCGGUAUAACUCUGAUAGAAAGGAUGGAGGAUUUCUUUACCGGACUUCUUUUACCUCUGUUUUUCGCCAUCAGCGGCCUCAAAACCGACGUCUCUUCUAUAAAAGAUUUCAGUACGUGGGCUAUUCUAGCUGCGGUUAUCGUCCUUGCUUGUGCGGGUAAAGUCGCAGGCACGCUUCUCGUCACUAUCUACUAUAAGAUCCCAUUCGACGACGGCCUCACACUUGGUCUGCUCAUGAACGCCAAAGGCCUCAUCGAGAUGAUCGUGCUCAACGUUGGAAAAGAUCAGAAGGUUCUGGACGACGAAGCGUUCGCACUUAUGGUGAUCGUGGCAACCGUCAUGACUUCAAUCAUCAGUCCAAUCGUAACAACUGUAUACAAACCCGCCAAGAAAUUCGCACCGUACAAGAGGCGGACAAUCCAACAAACCAAACAGGACGACGAGUUUCGGGUCCUCGUUUGCGUGCACACUCCGAAAAACGUCCCGACCAUAAUCAAUCUUCUCGAAGCUUCCCACCCGACCAAGAAGUCCCCGAUGUGCACGUACGUCCUCCACCUAGUCGAGCUCACCGGCCGCUCCUCCGCCAUGCUCAUCGUCCACAACGGCCAAAAAUCCUCCCGAUCCUCCGUCCACCGGACCCAGUCCGACCACAUCAUCCACGCCUUCGAAAACUUCCAACAAAACAUCGGCUUCAUCUCCAUCAAUCCAUUAACUGCAAUCUCCCCUUACUCCACAAUGAACGAGGACAUCUGCCAGGUGGCCGAGGACAAGCGCGUUGCCUUCAUCAUCAUCCCCUUCCACAAACAAAUAACGGUCGACGGAGGGCUGGAGACUGCCAACCCAGCUCUCCGGACCAUCAACCAGAACGUACUCGCCAACGCCCCCUGCUCUGUCGGGAUCCUGGUCGACCGCGGGCUAACCGGGUCGACCAGGCUGUCCGUUAACCACACCGGACAUCACGUCGCUGUGCUGUUCUUCGGUGGGCCAGAUGGCAGGGAGGCGCUGGCGUAUGCAUGGAGGAUGUCAGAGCACCCGGGGAUAAACCUCACAGUAGUGCGCUUCCUGCCCGGGGAAACCGGGCACGAGGAGGAGAAGGAGGAGGAGGAGGAUAGGGACAAAGAGAUGGAUGCAGAGAUUAUUAGCCAGAUUAGAGCGAGGGCGUCGGGGGAUGCCUCGAUUGUAUACAAGGAGAAAUUCGUGAACAAUGGACAGGAGACGGUGGCGACGAUAAGGUCGAUGGAUGCGAUUUAUGAUUUAUUUAUAGUGGGGAGGGGGGAGGGGUACACGUCGCCGCUGACGGCGGGGCUGACGGAUUGGAGCGAGUGCCCGGAGAUUGGAGGGAUUGGGGAUUUGCUGGCGUCGGCGGAUUUCGCAGCGACGUGUUCGGUGUUGGUGGUGCAGCAGUAUGUGGGGGCGGAGGUGUUAGGGGAGACGGCGGAGGCGGGUACACCGGAUAGUCCUAGUCAGCAGCUGCCUGACCGACCGUUUGAUUUGGUGCGGCGGACGUCGCCGCGGGGUCUUACACAACCGUGA